AUGCAGCGCAUCAGAGAAAGUAUUCACAUACGCACUAUGAAGGCCAAGAGGAAAGUGGAGGAGAUCUCCAAAGAAGACGUCCAGGCCUUCCUCAAGAAGAAUGCCUUUGUGCUCUUUACAGUCGGAGCGGUUGUCAUAGGUAUUGUUCUUGGAUUCGCGCUGCGCCCCUAUAAGAUGACCUAUCGAGAAGUAAAGUACUUCUCUUUCCCUGGAGAGCUGCUGAUGAGGAUGCUUCAGAUGCUUGUCCUGCCUUUACUGAUCUCCAGUCUAAUAACAGGAAUGGCAGCUUUGGACAGCAAAGCUUCAGGAAAGAUGGGAAUGAGAGCUGUGAUUUACUACAUGACUACGACCUUUAUUGCCGUCUUCAUCGGUAUCAUAAUCGUGCUAAUCAUCCACCCAGGAAAAGGAUCAAAAGAUGAGUUUGGAAAGCAGCAGACCAUAGAGCAAGUCAGUCCUGCUGAUGCCUUCUUAGAUCUGAUCAGAAAUAUGUUCCCACCAAACUUGGUCCAAGCCUGCACACAGCAGUUUAAAACCAAAUACGCAAAGCGAGUAGUCCAUGUGACGGUGACAGUGAAUGACACCCUCUUCAACUCAACCAAUGGCACCCAGGAGGUCAUGGAGAUCUCCAGGGAGGAGAUGAUCCCAGUGCCAGGUCAGGUGAAUGGGGUCAAUGCUCUUGGGUUGGUGGUCUUUUCCAUGUGCUUUGGGCUAAUAAUUGGCAACAUGAAGGAGCAGGGCCAGCUCCUGAGGGACUUCUUUGACAGCCUCAAUGAAGCCAUCAUGCGCCUGGUUGCCAUCAUUAUGUGGUAUGCUCCCAUUGGUAUCCUGUUCCUAAUUGCAGGAAAGAUUGUGGAGAUGGACGAUCUAACACAGAUGGGUGGCCAGCUGGGCAUGUAUACCAUUACAGUCAUCAUUGGCUUGAUGAUCCAUGCCAUUCUUAUUCUGCCCACUCUUUAUUUUGUCAUCACUCGGCAGAACCCCUUUAUCUUCAUUGCUGGGCUCCUGCAAGCUCUGAUAACAGCUCUGGGGACAUCAUCCAGCUCUGCCACUCUCCCUGUCACCUUUAAAUGUCUGGAGGAAAACAACAGAAUUGAUAAGCGGAUCACGCGUUUCGUGCUGCCUGUGGGUGCUACCAUCAACAUGGAUGGAACAGCCCUGUAUGAGGCGCUAGCAGCCAUCUUUAUCGCCCAGGUCAACAACAUGGAGAUGAACUUUGGUCAGAUCAUCACCAUCAGUAUAACUGCAACUGCAGCCAGUAUUGGAGCUGCUGGCAUCCCUCAGGCAGGCCUGGUCACCAUGGUGAUAGUGCUGACCUCUGUCGGACUUCCUACUGAUGACAUCACUCUCAUCAUCGCAGUUGACUGGUUUCUGGACCGUCUGCGCACCACCACCAAUGUUUUGGGGGAUUCGAUCGGAGCUGGCAUUGUGGAGUUCCUGUCUCGACACGAGCUCCGCAGCAAAGACGUGGAGAUGGGAAACUCUGUGUUGGAGGAGAAGGAGAGGAAGAAACCUUACAAGCUCAUCUCCCAGGAUAGUGAUUUUGAAAAUGACAAACGUGCUCACAGUGAAUCGAACAUGUAGCUCAACCCUCAGCUUUACCUACAUCUGUGAACACAUACAAAUAUUUACAGCUGGUUCUGUUUUUGGGAAUAGGAACCUAAAUGUGAAAUAUUGUUGUUAACCAUAAUUUUACUGUAAUUAUUUCACACUUUGGCUUUAUUAACAUUCCUUUACUGUCAUGUUUCAGAGGUGAUGGCUUUCUUAUAAUCAUCUUUUAAUCCAAUUGACAAAGAUCAUGUUCUUUAAAACAAAUGCAUCAGUCAUAUAUUUCAGAUAGGACUGGUAGUUUCUGUUUUUUAUGUUUACUAAUUUAAUGACCAUUUUAACUUCACUCAUAUAGAGGCUGAAGUGAAGGUAGGUAACAGGUGAUGCUGGGUAGAUGAUUUAAAAAACUAAAAGAAAGAAAAAACUGCAGAAUGUCAAAGGCCACCAAG
Molecule: messenger RNA, 1994 nt
Organism: Stegastes partitus (bicolor damselfish)
Lineage: Eukaryota; Metazoa; Chordata; Actinopteri; Pomacentridae
Product: excitatory amino acid transporter 1-like
Exons: 9
Coding region: 1-1581 (526 amino acids)
Biological process (GO): D-aspartate import across plasma membrane; L-aspartate import across plasma membrane; L-glutamate import across plasma membrane
Cellular component (GO): plasma membrane
Molecular function (GO): L-glutamate transmembrane transporter activity; glutamate:sodium symporter activity; neutral L-amino acid transmembrane transporter activity
Source: RefSeq, a predicted model, not a curated record